Messenger RNA from Chinchilla lanigera (long-tailed chinchilla), 3172 nucleotides. Its product is annotated as tubulin polyglutamylase TTLL13. Gene Ontology annotation, biological process: protein polyglutamylation; microtubule cytoskeleton organization. Gene Ontology annotation, molecular function: tubulin binding; tubulin-glutamic acid ligase activity. Lineage: Eukaryota; Metazoa; Chordata; Mammalia; Rodentia; Chinchillidae. Gene Ontology annotation, cellular component: cilium. The transcript is spliced from 16 exons. The coding region runs from base 318 to 2843 and encodes 841 amino acids. The record is from RefSeq and is a predicted model, not a curated record.
AUGGCCUCUACUGUAAUUUAGUGGGCGUGGUUCCUUGAGGCUCCUCCUCUAGAACGCCUCUCCAAUGGGUGCCGCCCUGGUGUCCAUGGCGACAGCGGCGGCUGCGGCUGUCCGCUGGCUUAAAGAGCUAGGAGCUAAGGCCGAGGGGGAGCGGGCUCCCUGUCGUGUCCGCGGGAAUCACGGUCCUGUGAUCGCAGAGGCCCAGGAAACGCCCAGGAAGAGCCUGAGCGGGCAAAGGGCGGCCAUGAGCUACCAGCUGAGCCCAGCUUCAGGCCUCUAGGGGCAGCUCCUCAACACCUCGGGUGGAAUCUAAAAGGAUGGAGCCAAGCACUUGUAAGAACAGCGAAACCGAGGAAGACUAUGCUGAGGAAGAGGAAUCUGAGGAGGAGUGCAUUGAAGAGGAAGCUCCAGUCCUUUCCGACCCUUUGCAGCAGGCCUUAUCAGAGGCUGACCAUAAUGCAUUUGAGGAUGGGUUUCCCUUAGCUAUUGUAGCCAAAAAAAUUAUAGCUCCAGCUGACACAGAUGACAUAGACCUUGGGAGGAGAAAAAGAAGGCGGAAACGCAGAUCCCUGACCAUCAACCUGACCAGCUGCAAGUAUGAGAGUGUGCGGCGGGCAGCGAAGUUGUGUGGCUUGAAGGAGGUGGGGGAGGAUGAAGAGUGGACCGUGUACUGGACAGACUGCUCGGUCUCACUGGAGCGAGUCAUGGAAAUGAAGAGAUUUCAGAAAAUCAACCACUUCCCUGGCAUGACGGAACUCUGCCGCAAGGAUCUGCUGGCACGGAACCUCAACCGAAUGCAGAAACUCUACCCCACCGAGUACAACAUGUUCCCCCGCACCUGGUGCCUCCCUGCAGACUACGGGGACUUCCAGGCCUAUGGUCGGCAGCGCAAAACCCGCACUUACAUCUGCAAGCCAGACAGUGGCUGUCAGGGCCGUGGUAUCUUCAUCACCCGAAACCCCAAGGAGAUCAAGCCAGGAGAGCAUAUGAUCUGCCAGCAGUACAUCUCCAAGCCCUUCCUCAUUGACGGCUUCAAGUUUGACAUGCGAAUCUACGUCCUGAUCACAUCCUGUGACCCUCUCCGGAUCUUCAUGUACGAGGACGGCCUGGCCCGCUUUGCCACCAUGCCUUACAUGGAGCCCAGCCAUAACAACCUGGAGAACGUCUGCAUGCACCUCACCAACUAUGCGAUCAACAAACACAAUGAGAAUUUUGUCCGGGAUGAUGCUGUGGGCAGUAAGAGGAAGCUGUCGACACUCAACGCCUGGCUGCGAGAGCAUGGCUACGACCCCCGGGAGCUGUGGGGAGACAUUGAGGGCAUCAUCAUCAAAACCAUCAUCUCAGCUCACUCUGUCCUGCGCCACAACUACCGAACCUGUUUUCCCCAAUACCUGAGUGGAGGCACAAGUGCCUGUUUUGAGAUCCUCGGUUUUGACAUCUUGCUGGACCACAAGCUGAAGCCCUGGCUGCUGGAGGUGAACCACUCCCCAAGCUUCACCACAGACUCCCGCCUCGACCGAGAGGUGAAGGAUGCGCUUCUCUGUGAUGCCAUGACCCUCAUCAACCUCCGGGGCUGUGACAAAAAGAAGGUGAUCGAGGAGGAAAAGCGGCGAGUCAAGGAGCGGCUUUUGCUGUGCCACCAACAGCCACGAGAAGCCAGGCGAGAACUGAUGGAGUCAUCCCACGCGGCCAUGCUGGACCAGGAGAGAUACGAGGAUUCCCACCUGGGGGGAUACCGGCGGAUCUACCCAGUGCCUGACAUGGAGAAGUAUGCUCCCUUUUUCAAGCACAAUGGCUCCCUCUUCCAAGAGACUGCUGCCUCCAAGGCCAGAGAGGAGUGUGCCAGGCAGCAACUGGAAGAGAUCCGCCUGAAGCAAGAACAGCAGGAAAACUCGGGCACCAAGAGGCGAAAGGAAAACAAGGACCAGAACCUGGGUGAAUCAGCCGGAGAGAAGAGCAGAACCAGAGUAGGGUCCCGGACCCACUUGGCUUACAGGAUGCAGAACCGGGAGAAAGAGCUGCUACCAGUAUACCCGGACACCAUGCAGCCUCAAGAAAUUGUGGAAGAGGAAGAGCUAGAGCGGAUAAAGGGUCUCCUACAAAGGGGGAACCUCAUCCGAAGCCUGGGUAUUGUAGAGCAGCUCACCCGCAUGCUCCACUUUAGCCACCGGAGCCAGAAAAACCUUCAGGAGUAUCGGCCUAGAUUUCACCAUGACGGGCUGGGAAAUCAAGAAAUGCAGUCUCUGAGGCUGGUUCCACUGGUGCUUCUGAGAGAGGCUGCCUCAGAGCAGGGCCAUCCUCAUUUCCUGCAACCACUUCGGCCCCACGAAUUGAUCCCCAGGAUCUUAGGGCCACUGUCAAGCAUGAGUGCUGCAAUUCCGCAUCAUUCUCAGUGCCACCUGCAGUCCAGGAACGUCUACUGGACAGGGGAUUCAGCAACCAUGGGCCCCUGUUCACUGUCAAUGAAGAAAUCUGGGACACACUAUUUACCCCGCGCUAGAAUCAGGCUUGCUGGCCAAGACCAAGCCAGCAGAAGGUUAGAAGCCCUAAGCCGAGCCCUGGCAGGAACAGUGCCAUCCAUUUUAACCUCAAAGCAGCGCUAUCUUCUGCAGCCGGAAAGCGUGGAAAGGGACUCAUGGACUGAAUGCGCCUUGCCUUCCAUGGGAAACUCUGAAUGUAGCACAGCCAAGGCCGAGGAUGUCGCCCUCUGCGCGGCCUCUGCACCCAUGCUGCGGCGCUCCAGCACACUCCUCAACGUCAGCCAGCACAGGCUGUCACCAAGUUCCAGUGCGAAAUCCCCUGGCCAGGAACCUGGUUUGCAAAAGGCAAAACAAAGACACUAAGAAUUCCUCAACACCGAUAAAGACGAGAAGAUGAAGAGCCGGGGCCGACCACGUCCUCAUCUCUGCACCGCAAGCCUCAGCCUGCGUUUAUCGCUAGCCGAUGGGUCGGAACCCUGGGUGCUGGUCCAGGUCUGGCGGGCACUUCGGCGACAAGGGCCCUUCCUCGGAGAGCCAAGCGCCCAGGGCAAGGCGAGGUCGCUGUCCGAAGACGGCUAAGAGGACGCUUCUCCCGCCACCCUGGCGUAGACAGGCAGGCCUGGGCAGCCUGGGACAGAAGGGCGGCUGCUAGCAACUGAAUCCGUCUUUUUAUUAAAGCUUAUGUCGUUUUC